This is a messenger RNA of Nymphaea colorata (pocket water lily), 911 nucleotides long. RefSeq lists its product as uncharacterized. Bases 173 to 676 code for a protein of 167 amino acids. NCBI's taxonomy places the organism in Eukaryota, Viridiplantae, Streptophyta, Magnoliopsida, Nymphaeales, Nymphaeaceae. Gene Ontology annotation, cellular component: chloroplast. The record is from RefSeq and is a predicted model, not a curated record. The transcript has 2 exons.
AGCCUUUUGGUGGCCCGAAGUGAUUCUCUUAUCCAAGUGUUCGGAUCAUUUUAUCCGAAUGUGAAGCCGAUGGGCCUUUCUGAGGCUGUCCCUUUCCUUACGGCUCCUUUUGGACAUAUCUCAAAAGCACCAACCACAUCCUUCCGCCAAAGCACCUUAUCUUUUCACCACCAUGCUGAAGAGUGUGGAACUUGCAGCCGUUCCUGCGCUGCCUUCGCCUUGCUGGAAGCCUGACGCUGUAAUACCAAGAGUGAGCAUCUCCACGGUGCCAAGAGGAAGUCCCAAGGUGGGCAUAAAAGUAGCCGGAAUAAUUUGUCACGCUAGACGCCGGGUCUUAUACGAGGACAAUGAAGAAAGUGGUGAUGAUCAAUAUGGACAUAAUGAACAAAUUUCCAUGCUUGAAACUUACACACAAUCUGCUAGGAAUGAAGUCCUCUUGGUUCAGGCACUGGUAGAUGACCAAGAAGAGGAAAUUCUGAUAUUCAAGGGAUUCUCGUCUUCCCUGUCAUACGGAACGUCACCAGACCCCUCGAAAAGCAUUCUACCGGCAAGGGCUGUUAUAAAGACCAUCCAGAGGAUCAAGGGACCCUUCGACCCAUCGAAAGUGGAAUACAUUGAGAAAGACUUGACCUGGCCAGAUUUCAAAGACCGUUUUCUCCACAACAACAAAAGCUAGCUCUCUUGUACUCUGUAUUAUGUUUGUCUACUUUCUUUUCUUUGCCGUCCAAUUCUUCACCGCCCUGGCUUAUAGUCACAGAUUUUUCAUUUCGUCCGCUCCCACUUUGAGAGCAUAGUAUAGCUGGUCGGACUGACAAGCUAGUGAAAGUUCAAUCGUCAGAUUUGAUAUCCAUGGAUAUUAUUCUUUUAAACUGCAAACAAUGAAUAGAGUAUCUCACUUAUUCCUCCAUUCA